AAACAGUACCCCAGGAAUAUUUUCAGCAUUUUCAUAAAUAUGUUCCAACAUAUAAUAUGCAUUUUGGUGCAUUAUCACGCGAAUCAACCAUAUGGGACUGAGUUACAACGGGAACAAUUCUGAUUAAGUAAAACGGACCGCCAACGCCGGACAUGUUCGACGUGGUCAAAGGUGGCGGCGACGGCAGAGGCAGCGACAGCGGUAGUGGCGGCAGCGACGGUGGCGGUCACAUGGACGUCAAAGUGGUGUACGCCAACCCGAACGGGACGCUGUCCAUACUGCCCGACGCGGCGGCCGGCGCGUCGCCGUUGCGUCCGUCGUCCGUGUCGUUGGCCGCGGCGUACCUGACUCUGUCGUCUGCGGCCAUCGCGUCCAACGUUAUGGUGCUGUCGGGCAUCGUCACCGCGGACAGGCUGCGGUCGCCGUACGCGGUGCUCGUGUCCGCGUUGUGCAUGCAGUGCGCCAUAGACGCCACGGUAGGCCACUGCGCCACCACCAGAGAGCUGUUGGCCGGCGGCAGUGGCGGAGGGGCCACCAUGUGCCGCGGCGUGGCCACCGUAACGGCCGCCCUGUCAGCCGUCGAGCUGGUCACGUUCGCCGCGCUCGCGUGUCUCAACACGUUCGUCCGGUCCGACUACGCCGAUCUGCCGCUGCCUGCCGCCGCCACCCUGUGGGCCGCCCCUUCCAUGUACACGUACGUCAUACUCACUCCCACGCUGCUGUUCACCACGCGAUAUUUUCCGUCCAGGGGCCGUUGCGGUUUCAUUGCAAAUACAACUGGAUGGUUUUACCCAUCUUUAUUGAUUGUUUUCAGUUUUAUGAUACCUUGGUCGAUUUCGUUUUAUUUUGUAUUUGUAUCCCGUCCUUCAACAACCACUGAAUCGGCAGAUGUUAUAGUGACACCCAUCCAAACAAAAAGCCAAAUCAACCUUGUACCAUCCAAAUUAAUUUUUGCAUCUUAUACAAUUCUUGUAACACCAAGUCUUAUUUCGUCUUAUGUUUAUCUUUAUAACAAUCCGGAUGUCAAUCCUUGGGCUGAAAACGAAGCACCAGAAGAUAUCUUAGAUGGUUACUUAUCAAAAUUGCCAAUUCUGUUUGACGUAUUUGUCCCGUUGGUGCUUAUAUACUAUCAUAAAGUGUUCAGAAAAAAAUGUAGGGAAUUAUACUUACAUGGGUUUCGAAAUUCCGUCUCAGACGACCGUCAAAUCUCAAUUGAAAGACUGAGACGUUCUAAAAAGAACGAACGUUUGGCAGAUGAUGCACCUGUAUUAUUUCUCGAACAGUCGGGCAUGAUAAGCGUUAGAUUUCCGAGUGAAGACGGCUUUAUAAUUAAGGUAUGCGAUUUAAGUCAAAAAGAGGACAAUUCAAAUGGAAAAAAAGAAGUCCGUUUUUCGAAAAGAGUUAGUAAAGCUCCCUGUGUAAGCUAUAGUACAAGAGAACCAAGGGACGAAGAAUCGAGCCUUUGAAAGGAAUAUUUAAAUAUUUAAAAAGUUAAGAAUAACGUAAGACCUUGCUAGUCCGACACGGACGUAUAUCGAUUCCGCCGAUGUUAUAUAUUGACUCCGCCGACUUUACUGUUUAUAAUAUCUACAUAUUGAUUAUACCAGCUAUUAAUUAAUAAUUAACAUUAAAGCACUAUUUUAGCUAUUUCGUUGAAUAAAUGUUUUUACAACCAACAUUUUUCUAAAAACUUGAUUAACAAAUUGGUUACUUUGAAAUUUUCAAAAAAAAUUUAAAUUUUACUCUAUUUUCACUAAUAAAAAAAUAAAAAAUAAAAAUAUUAUAUGUAGCGCACGAGUCAAUAAACUGUAUUUCACUCCGUACAUAUAUAUUACUACAAUAUAUUAUGCUACGCAUAUGACUUUAACUGAAAUCUUAUCUUUGAUAUACAAUAUCUUAACAUCUAUAAGACUAUAAUAAUAUAUUUAUAUUAGCUCAGCCGGCUUGUUAAAAUGUGAACUUCCCUUUUCACUUCUCAUCUAGUUACUAAUCAAUAUCAAUCUAGUUAACGAAAUUGCUCUAUGUGUAUAAAGUGUCGUACAUUCACACACUCGUAUUACUAUCUUAAUUAAAAUUUGUUACUUUUUAAUUAAAAUGAAAUCUUCUAUAAUUUCAACUGAACAAAAAAAAAGGUCUAAUUUUGUAUAAUAGUUUUAAAUAUUAUAAAAAAAUGUAAGUGAAGUAUUUAGACGUUUUUAAAUGGCAGUGUAUACAUAAAAAAUGUACUGCAAAAAUGUUAAAUUAUGUACAUAUAUUAAACAUUAAAGAACAUUUUGAAAGUUUCUGUAUACCUAUACAAUAUCAACCAUCACGAAAAAACUGCAUUAAGUUUAUCAAAAAAUCAUUUUCUAAUGAACUGAAAUCGGAAGACGAAUUGGAAAGAUCUUCAAAAGUCAUCAAUGGAGACAUUUCAACUAAUCCAGAACUUACACAAAUGUUUUACAAUAUAUUCAUUAUACUCACAUACACAUAUCAAUUAGAUUAUACAAUUAAUAACCGAUAUAAACAUGUUAUUAACAUUAGCUGGAGGGAUCAAUAUAAACCCUUUUCCUGAGCAGGUAGUUUGGCGGAAUCAAUAAAUCCCCCAACUUACAUAGGAUCAGGAGUUGUCGGAUUAUUGAAGAUUUAAAAAAAAAAUUAACACACCUAUUAUUAGUGUAAAAAUGUUUGUUUAUAUUUUUAAUUUAUUUGUAAAUAAAUCUGUUUAUUUAACAACAAAUUAAGAACUGACGAGUGACUAGAGAAUUAAA
Molecule: messenger RNA, 2750 nt
Organism: Rhopalosiphum padi (bird cherry-oat aphid)
Lineage: Eukaryota; Metazoa; Arthropoda; Insecta; Hemiptera; Aphididae
Exons: 3
Coding region: 153-1466 (437 amino acids)
Source: RefSeq, a predicted model, not a curated record